This is a messenger RNA of Ceutorhynchus assimilis (cabbage seed weevil), 4128 nucleotides long. NCBI's taxonomy places the organism in Eukaryota, Metazoa, Arthropoda, Insecta, Coleoptera, Curculionidae. The record is from the annotation of a GenBank genome assembly.
AUAGUCCCAACGCCGAAUAAAAACUAUUGUUUGUCAGUUGCUUCACGGAUAUAAAUAUGUCUGUGCUUUUAAAAUUGGCCCAAAAAUUUAACUGCUUUUAUUUAUCAGGGUUUCAUUCUUCAGAAUGCAAACCCUUCAUUGUGGAAGGGUUUCAGGUUGGACUUAUUAGGCCUGAUGUGAUGAGACAGCUAAUUAACUUUCCUGAGGUAUUCCACAUCACUCGGGGAUGUGUCGAGCUGAAUCCAGCUUUUCGCGACUAUGAAGGCAGAAGCACCAAAAUUGACCAGGUAUUGCGCAAGCUGAGGGACAAGAACAUUUUCGUAACUCUAAAGGGCUGGCGAGAUGAGUGUUACGAAGUGAAAACUGAAUUUUGCACCAGAAGUCUCCUAAAAAUGGACAGAUGUGCAACCUGCUUGUUUGGCAUCAGAAACUACGGAGUGACCAUCAAUGGUUAUAUAAGACAUCCACAAAAAGGCCAGUGUCUAUGGUUCCAGAAGAGAUCUGCUACUAAACAAACAUGGCCAGGUAAAUGGGAUUCCAUGGUAAGUGGAGGACUGUCGGUUGGUCAUGGUAUAUUUGAAACAGCUCAUAAAGAAGCCAUGGAGGAAGCCUCAGUACCCACAAGCUUGCUGAAUAAAUUGACCAGCGCUGGAUGCGUUUCGUUUUACUUUGAGUCUGAACGUGGUCUAUUCCCGAACACCGAAUUUGUAUUCGACCUGGAAUUGCCAUUAGACUUCAUUCCGGAAAAUGCCGAUGGAGAAGUAGAAUGUUUUGAGAUUCUACCAAUUAAACAAUGUCUGCCAAAGAUUCUUGCUCCAGACUUUAAGACUACAAGCGCCCCAGUUGUUUUGGAUUUCUUGGUCAGGCAUGGGGUUAUAACACCAGAAAAUGAACCUGACUAUUUGAAAAUCAUUGAACUUCUCCAUAUACCUUUACAGAAUAUUUACGGCAACCACUACCACAUAAAGGAGAAUGGUGUUGCAAUAGGAGAUAAUGUCUAAGGAUUGCAUUAUGUGCAGCCUUUUAUACAUAUAUAAUCAUAAUAACGCUUGCUUAAACUUUCGAUUAUGAUUUCAUUAUAGUCAUUAAUGAUAUUAGUUCGAUAUGAACACCAUAAUGAAAUGCGUGUAAACAAGUUUGAUUGAUAAUAAAGUCCAGGUCGAACGUCUAUCAUUCAAAAUUUAAUCUACGAUGGUCCAAAUAGAUUCGAUUCGCCUUGAAAUGUCAGAAACUUUUUGUUAUAACAAAAUUCAAAAUUAGCAGGUGCCCAUAUUAGUUGAUGUUGAUUGUUGUUUCCAACGGUGUUCCUUUGGAUAUCGAGACAGAAUCAAUGAAAAGGAUUCCCUAGUAACUUACUGUCUUUUUGUAUAUUUUCUAUUUUAGAAUUUGGCUGUUAUGAAUUCAUGAUGGCACUGAGUGCUAUUCUGAAGGCCCUAAUGGCAUCCAAAUGAGGAUGCUAAAUGUGCCAUGAUGACACUGACGUAGAUUAAAGCUUCAAAAUAUGAACCAAAGAAAAUAUUUUAGUUAAAAUUUGCUUAAACCUAAGGGAGCAUUUCACCAUAGAUAAUUAAAACCUUUUAGAUUGUCCUGUAGUGUUGAAAUAUCAGAGUAGUGGCAUUAAAUUUAUGAAAAAACAAGUGAUGCAGGAUUUUUUAAUUCUGUAAUAAGUACUUGGUAUUCCUUCUGUGAUUUUAAUUUUAUCUCAUUAUUUAUUUAAAAUGGGUUCCCUUAUGAGUUUAUAUCGAAAAUUUCAGCAAGCACGCAUUUAUAUACAUAAUUUCAUUAUUUAUUUAUUUUUUUUGUGAUUAAUUUUAGUGAUUGUAAACUUAACUCAAAUAUUAAUUGAGUAUGCCAAGUUUCAUAAUAUUAAGAUCUUAUUUUAAUAAUUUUUAGUUUAUCAUCAAAAUGUCGAGUUGUGACACUUCAUGAAAGUUUAUCAGAGUUUGUGGUGAGAAAUACAUACAGGGAAGGUAAGCAUCAAAUCAAGAGAUAUGACUAAGUACCCAUCAGGUAUUGGAAUGCACAAAGAACAAGUAUAAUCAAUAACUGGGGUAUAUGUAUCCUUAAGUUCUGUUUUUGUUGAAAAAUUCACACAAUUAUUUCUGAGAUCACUAUUAGUCUAAGAGCCAGCGCUGAAAAAAUCUGUGAAUUUACUAAAGCUAGUUUUUAGAUAAUUGGUUACAGUAGUUACGUACAUAAAUAUACCGCGGUCAGUCAAGUGAAACUUAGAACAAGGACCUUGGGUGUCUUGUUAAAGUUGUCGAGAUAAGUUAGGCAAUGCAACGAAUACACUAAAUCUGAAAAUCAUUAUACAUAUUAUAUAUAACAUAUAAAUAACAAUAAUGUUAGUAAGUCAGUUGAAAAGCGGAACCGUGCCGGUCAGUCAGCCUCAAUAAAUGUAAAAAUCAUCCCUCAAAUCAAAUCUACAAGAAAUGGUAAAUAAAUUUAUACUUCAACCUACAAUUUUGAAUUAACACUGUCACUCUAAAAAAAAUAGACCUAUUAUUUUUUUACAUAUAUUGGGGCUGACCUACCUCAAUUGGGCUGACUGACCAGCACGGUUCCGUGUUAUUUAUGUAUAAUAUAUAAUACGUACAUAUGUAUAUAAAUACAGGGUAUUUGAUUAUAUUCAAGCCCAUACCUACAGCCUAUAUUUUCUUUUAACGUUAUCAGAAAAAACAAAAUCGCAUCGGAAAAUGGAGAAACGUGGGAAACUUCGACCUUUUUUAAUGGAACACCCUGCAUAUUAGGCGAUGCGAUAAAAUGAAAGAUCUUUUCUUCCUGAUUCCAAAUAUAUAUAUAUAUAUAUAUAUAUUGAUCACAUUUGCGUGAGCCAUUUUUGAGAUAUCUUAGCUUAAAUUAUAAAUAAAUUGCAAAGAAAUUUUAUAUUGUAUCUCUUGACAUCCUUAUGAAAUUUCUUUGCAAAUUAUUUAUAAUUUAAGCUAAAAUAUGUCAAAAAUGGCUUACGCAAAUGUGAUCAAUAUAUAUUUGGAAUCAGGAAGAAAAGAUCUUUCAUUUUAUCGCAUUAUAUACAGGGUAUUCCAUUAAAAAAAGUUGAAGUUGUCUACGUUUUUCCAUUUUCCGUGUGCGUUUUUGUUUCUUCUGAUAACAUUAAAAAAAAAACAUAGAAAAAAAACUGAUAAGUUUUGUAUUGCAUUACCUAAGUUAUCUCGACAACUUGACAAGACACCCUAGGUCCUUGUUCUAAGUUUCGCUUGACAGACCGCACUUUAUUUAUGUACAUAACUGUUGUAAUCCAAAAACUGGCUUCAGUAAAUUCAGAGAUUUUUUUCGGCGCUGGCUCUCCGUCUAUAUGCUGAGGUUUAAAUUUUCAACUCCCUCUGCAAGCUAUUAUUAUUAUUUAUUUUUACACAAUCAUACUUUAAUUUCAGCUUGCUGCAAAAAUCGACUUUAAUGUCUUAAACCCUUACAUUGGGUAGAGAGCAUUGCCUUUAGGAUACAAUGUUUAUUAGUUCCUAAUUUUUUUGUGGUUCCAUUCUAGUUUUAAGGUUAGAAAAUCGUAAUGCCUCAGAGGAAAUAUAAUUCACUGGAUACCAAUUGACCAGUUGAGAAAAACUAUCUUUGAAAUUAAAUUAUUGUUCUCAAUCCAUCUGAUUUGUUUUAAAUUAUUUUAACGCUUUUUGUUUUGUUAAGUUUGUAUUUUUAUUGACUGAAGUAGAAAAAUAAAUAUUAUAUUCUAGAAAGGUCUAGCUUUUUUACAUAACUCAUGAUUAUUACAAUUUACGAAGGGUUAAUAAAUACAAGGCUAGAUUCAGUGAGAGUCGUUUCAAAAAGUAACAAGAAUAAGUCGCCAUACAUUUCAUUUAGCUGGAACAUAGACUCAAAUACUUCGUAGUAUUUAAGUUUAUGGAUGAAAUACAAUACUUUGAAUUUAGAGGUAAGAGCUGGUCUUGUAUUGACUCAAAAUAAUUCUAUCCCAAAAAGUGUUAAUGUUUUCUAUUCGUACAGUAGCUUAGAAAAGAGGAUAUUUAUAUACAAGAAAGUUCGGAUUUUUCUAGUAAUGUAGUGUUUUGUACUUGAUUGUGAUAUUAUUUAUUGAAAACCAAAAUGUUUGUGUUAUGUGUUAUUAUAGUAAUCGACGCAAUACAUGGAUAAUUAAUUCAAUUA